AUGAUGCUGUACUUUUUUAUAGGUUGCACUAACAAAGUUCGUUUGACGGAUGUGACAACGUUAACCCUGCACCAGGGCCAGUACACCACUGGACGAAGAUCACCUUCAAUUCCUCAGAUUCAAUGUGUCGGAGGUUCUGCUAGGGGGAAAUUUGAACCACGGGUUGUGCAGUGUUACAAUAGGGGUUUCGAUGGUUUGGAUGUUCAGUGGGAAUGCAAAGCCGAGAUGAGCGAUGAGUAUGAAUUUGGCAAGGUAACUGGUAUUCAUUGUCAGAUUUAG
Molecule: messenger RNA, 279 nt
Organism: Gongylonema pulchrum
Lineage: Eukaryota; Metazoa; Nematoda; Chromadorea; Rhabditida; Gongylonematidae
Source: the annotation of a GenBank genome assembly